AUGGCCAAAGUAAGAAAGAAGAAGAGGACUCAUGUGCCUGACAACGACGCCCCCGGAAAGCCGGGGCAGGCGAACCGUCGGCCGAAGAGUAUGGUUAUUCGAAUGGGCGCAGGUGAUGUCGGGUCCAGCGUGACACAACUGGCGCGAGAUUUUCGAGCAGUAAUGGAACCAGACACUGCAAGCAGGUUGAAGGAACGACGAGCAAACAAGCUAAAAGACUACACCGCCAUGGCUGGUCCACUAGGUGUAACGCACCUCUUCCUCUUCUCGCGCUCGAAAACGGGCAAUGUGCACCUUAGAGUUGCACUUACGCCUCGAGGCCCGACCCUCACCUUCAGAGUCGACCGUUAUGCCCUGUGCAAAGAUAUAGCCAAGGCGCAGAAACAUCCCCGUGGUGGAGGGAAAGAAUAUCUGAGUGCGCCGUUACUGGUUAUGAAUAAUUUCACCUCCCAGACAAGCGAAGAUUCAAAAGCCGACCCCAUCAAGAAACAGCUUGAAUCCCUCACUACCACUAUAUUCCAAUCCAUAUUCCCUCCCAUAUCGCCACAGACGACCCCUCUAAGCUCAAUACGAAGAAUUUUACUAUUAAAUCGCGAGCCUCAGUCCGAUGGCAUAUCCAAACGGGUCCGCAGAUUUGAUCCAAGCGAGCAGCGACUACGUGAGAAGAAGUCGGGAGCACUACCGAACUUGGGCAAACUGGAGGACGUAGCGGAUUACCUCCUUGACCCCUCGGCUGGGGGUUAUACAUCUGCCAGCGAGACCGAGCUUGACACGGAUGCUGAGAUUGAGGUUUUGGAAACCACCACCCAACGCGUCCUGAGUAAGAGAGAGCAGCAGAGACAGCAUCAACAACAAAAGCAACAGCCAAAUGGGGAAAAAGACAAAGACACACCCAUGAAGGAGUCCGCGGCGAAUGUGGAAUCGCACGUCGAAAAGCGAGCAGUGAAACUGGUAGAACUCGGCCCUCGGAUGCGCCUCCGCAUGGUCAAAGUAGAAGAAGGCAUCUGCGAGGGACGGGUAAUGUGGAACGAGUUUGUCACCAAGACUAAAGCCGAGGAAAAGGCCCUGGAAGUCAAGUGGGAGAAGAAGCGGCAGGAGAAAGAGGCCCGACGGAAGGAGCAGAAAGAGAAUGUCGAGAGGAAGAAGCUGGCCAAGAAGAAUGCGAAAAUUAAUGCAGGCCAGGGUGAUGGCGAAGCUGGGGAAGAUGAUGACGAUGACGACGACGAGGAUGAGUGGGAUAGCGAUGACCUGGAGGACUGGGACGAAGAGAUGGACGACGAUGUCGCCGAGGAAAGCGAGGACGAGGACGAGGACGAGGACGAGAAUGAGGAGUGA
Messenger RNA from Fonsecaea nubica, 1335 nucleotides. RefSeq lists its product as hypothetical. Gene Ontology annotation, biological process: rRNA processing; ribosomal large subunit assembly. The transcript has 3 exons. The coding region runs from base 1 to 1335 and encodes 444 amino acids. Gene Ontology annotation, cellular component: preribosome, large subunit precursor. Lineage: Eukaryota; Fungi; Ascomycota; Eurotiomycetes; Chaetothyriales; Herpotrichiellaceae. The record is from RefSeq and is a predicted model, not a curated record. Gene Ontology annotation, molecular function: rRNA binding.